CGCCACGAGACGCGCUGGUUGCGGGCUGGCGUUCCCCAAACAGUUGUGGCGGCCUAGUUGUGUUGGUUUAUGAAGUGCUAACAUUGAUUCAAAUAACCAAAAAUGGAAAAUUCUACAAAAUCAGAGGAAUAUGAAAAGCCGUCUUUUGAAGAGGUGAAAGUGUCAGAUUGUGAAACAAAGUCUUCACUCAGUGUUGACGACCCCUCAGCUGCUUCUGGGACUGGACUAUCUGAAAAGACUCCUGUCUGUGAGGAAGUGGAUAUAUCAAGAAAGAGGAAAAAGUUUGAGGAUGGUCUUGUAGAAGAAAGUUCCAGUUGUGGAGAAGAUACUCCAUCUAAGAGAAAUCUUGGUGUUGAAAUUGUAUCAGAGGAAAAAGGUUCAGGUGAUGCUGACAGCUAUUCAAAGAAAAGAAAAACGGAAACUGAUGGUGUUCCUUCUACUGGAGAUAGCGCUCUGAAAAAUAGAACACUAGAACUGAAUGAUGUUCCUGAAAAGCAGAAAUUUCAGAAACUGGAAGAAGGACACAGCUCUGCAGUGGCUGCCCAUUAUAAUGAGCUUCAAGAAGUUGGUUUGGAGAAGCGUAGUCAAAGUCGUAUUUUUUACCUAAGAAACUUCAAUAAUUGGAUUAAAAGUGUGCUUAUUGGGGAAUUUUUAGAAAAGAUACGACAGAAGAAAACCCAUGACAUCACUGUUUUGGACUUGGGAUGUGGAAAAGGUGGAGAUUUAUUGAAGUGGAGGAAAGGAAGAAUUAGCAAGCUAGUUUGUACUGAUAUUGCUGAUAUUUCUGUCAAGCAGUGUCAGCAGCGAUAUGAGGACAUGAAAAAUCGUCGUGAUAAUGAAUAUCUUUUUAAUGCAGAAUUUAUAACUGCUGACUCUUCAAAGGAACUUUUAAUUGAUAAAUUUCGUGACCCAGAAAUGUGCUUUGACAUCUGCAGUUGUCAGUUUGUCUGUCAUUACUCCUUUGAGUCCCCAGAGCAGGCUGACAUGAUGCUCAGAAAUGCUUGUGAGAGACUCAGCCCUGGAGGCUACUUCAUUGGUACCACUCCCAAUAGCUUUGAACUGAUAAGACGCCUUGAAGCUUCAGAAACAGGAUCAUUUGGAAAUGAAAUAUAUACUGUGAAAUUUCAGAAGAAAGGAGAUUAUCCUUUAUUUGGCUGCAAAUAUGACUUCAGCUUGGAAGGUGUUGUGGAUGUCCCUGAAUUCUUGGUCUAUUUUCCGUUGCUGACUCAAAUGCUCAAGAAGUACAAUAUGAAACUAGUCUACAAAAAAACAUUUAUGGAGUUCUUUGAAGAAAAGAUUAAGAACAAUGAAAAUAAAAUGCUGUUAAAACGAAUGCAGGCUCUGGAGCCGUACCCUGCAAAUGAGCACUCUAAACUCACCUCUGAGAGGGCUGGCGACUACGAGCAUGCAGCAGCCUACAUGGAGAGCAGACAAGUGAGGCUGCCACUGGGAACUCUAAGUAAAUCAGAAUGGGAAGCUACAAGUAUUUACUUGGUCUUUGCCUUUGAGAAGCAGCAGUAAGCUCGCAGGCACUGAGGCAGCUCUGUCCUUGCAAAUUUGAAUGUCCGUCUCAGACAGACUUGACAGUGCUCUCUGUGUGCAUUGAAAUCAUAAAUUCUAAAUGUGCAAGCUGCAGCUGGAAACUCCAGUGUAGCUAACAUUUGCUGUCUGUGACAGAUGAACUUUGCGUGUGUAUAUAGAAAUGAGCUGGGACCUUCAUCUUUAAAAAUUUAUUUUUACGUAAUGUCUUAAGAAUUCAUUUGCCUCUACUGUGUUGGCUCAUAAAAGUUAUUGUGACGUGUUACAGCAACUGGAUUCUGCACAGUGCUCCAGUCUGUCAUGUGUUUACAGUGGUCCACUUCCUGCAGCUAUCACUGUGGCAAUGGAGCACACCUGCUGCCUAUGUGUGGGCUCCGCUCCAUAGUCUGUCACUUAAUAGUUUUAAGACUAAAUGGAUCAUGUUGUGUACAUGUGAAUGUAAAUGUUCAGUAUAUGUUACUAUAGACUUAAGUUUAAAACUUGAUAUUAGAUUGUCAUAAAGUUACUUAACUAAAAUUUUUUCUGUGUGUUGUAUUUCUAUAUAACUAUUUGCUAACAUGUUGCAUUUUGGAACUAUUUAGAAUAUUGAGCUGGCAGCAUAGUUAUUUUGGAAUUUUCUGACUUUCUCUUAAGAUUUUCUGGCUGAAACAGUCAUUGCUCUCAGCCACAGGGUUGUUAACUAGGCACCAUGCUUGCCCUGUUCAUUGAACAGGGAUGCUAUAGUGUAGCUUUUCUCCAGAUUUGAUGACACUCCCUAUCCCUUAAACCUGUUGGAGUUUUUCAGAUUUGUACAUGUAACUGCAAUAGGAAUGUGGACUUUGAAUCAGUUCUGGCUUGAU
Molecule: messenger RNA, 2378 nt
Organism: Octodon degus (degu)
Lineage: Eukaryota; Metazoa; Chordata; Mammalia; Rodentia; Octodontidae
Gene: Rnmt
Product: RNA guanine-7 methyltransferase
Exons: 11
Coding region: 103-1521 (472 amino acids)
Biological process (GO): 7-methylguanosine mRNA capping
Cellular component (GO): nucleus
Molecular function (GO): mRNA 5'-cap (guanine-N7-)-methyltransferase activity
Source: RefSeq, a predicted model, not a curated record